This is a messenger RNA of Colletotrichum fioriniae, 372 nucleotides long. RefSeq lists its product as uncharacterized. Lineage: Eukaryota; Fungi; Ascomycota; Sordariomycetes; Glomerellales; Glomerellaceae. The record is from RefSeq and is a predicted model, not a curated record.
AUGGCCAUCACCAGAAUCGGACUCAUUGCGCUCGCCGACGGCCCUGCGCAAGAUGAGGCGGUGAAGAGGUUCAGCAACUUUGUCAACGACUGCAAAAAGGCAAGUCACAUUAUAAGACUUCCCCCAAUCAUGAGCAUGCUGAGGAGACAUGAGGACGGCUCAACGUACCUCGUCGCCUCAAAGGCUAGCAAGUGCAAGGUCCUGACCGACGUCCCGGGGUCCCAGGCAUGGUCCGUCGUUUACGAGAUUACGUUUGCCAAUGAAGCAGAUAUGGAGUACUACCAGACCAAGGACCCCAUCUACCAGGAGCUGAUGAAGCAGGCUGCUGAGGGCAAGGCGACGGGCUUCAUUGCUGUGUCUGCAGAGUUCUAG